Messenger RNA from Elephantulus edwardii (Cape elephant shrew), 1424 nucleotides. RefSeq names its product translocase of inner mitochondrial membrane 44 homolog (yeast) (gene TIMM44). Gene Ontology annotation, cellular component: mitochondrial inner membrane. The transcript has 13 exons. The record is from RefSeq and is a predicted model, not a curated record. The coding region runs from base 43 to 1410 and encodes 455 amino acids. Lineage: Eukaryota; Metazoa; Chordata; Mammalia; Macroscelidea; Macroscelididae. Gene Ontology annotation, molecular function: protein-folding chaperone binding. Gene Ontology annotation, biological process: protein import into mitochondrial matrix.
CAUCGGGCCGCGCCACAGGAAGGUCACACGGGUUCCACCAACAUGGCAGCGGCGGCUCUGCGGGGAGGCUGGUGCCGCUGCCCGCGGAGAUGCCUCGGGAAUGGGGUCCAGUUUCUCCCCAGCCACAGCCUACUGCCCCUGCCCCGUGGUUCCACCUAUCAGAUACGCCAGCCAGGUGGAGAGCUGCCUUUGUCCAAAUCCUAUUCUUCUGGCAACAGAAAAGGAUUCCUGUCCGGCUUGGUAGAUAAUAUUAAACAGGAGUUAGCCAAAAACAAAGAAAUGAAAGAAAGUAUUAAAAAAUUCCGAGACGAGGCCAAGAAGCUGGAAGAGUCUGACGCACUCCAGGAAGCCCGACGGAAAUACAAAACCAUCGAGUCCGAAACCGUGAGGACCAGUGAAGUGAUCCGUAAGAAGCUGGGGGAGUUGACAGGCUCUGUGAAGGAGAGUCUUGAUGAAGUCAGUAAAAGUGACUUUGGGAGGAAAUUCAAGGAGGGUGUAGAAGGAGCAGCCAAGACGGCCAAGCAGUCGGCCGAGUCCGUGUCCAAGGGCGGUGAGAAGCUGGGCAGGACCGCAGCCUUCCGAGCCCUCUCCCAGGGCGUGGAGUCUGUGCGGAAGGAGAUCGACGAGAGCGUCCUGGGGCAGACCGGGCCCUACCGGAGGCCCGAGCGGCUCCGGAAGAGGACAGAGUUUGCAGGAGAGAAAAUCAAGGAAGACAAAGUGUUUGAGCCCAAUGAGGAGGCCCUGGGAGUGGUGCUCCACAAGGACUCCAAGUGGUACCAGCAGUGGAAGGACUUCAGGGACAACAACGUCGUCUUCAAUCGCUUCUUCGAGAUGAAGAUGAAAUACGAUGAGAGCGACAACGCCUUCAUCCGCGCGUCCCGGGCUCUCACUGACAAGGUCACAGACGUGCUGGGUGGCCUGUUCUCCAAGACGGAGAUGUCAGAGGUGCUCACAGAGAUCCUGAGGGUGGACCCCACCUUCGACAAGGACCGCUUCCUGCGGCAGUGUGAGGACGACAUCAUCCCCAAUGUCCUGGAGGCCAUGAUUGCUGGAGAGCUGGACAUUCUCAAAGACUGGUGCUACGAAGCCACCUACAGCCAGCUGGCCUACCCGAUCCAGCAGGCCAAGGCGCUGGGCCUCCAGUUCCACUCCCGAAUCCUGGACAUUGACAAUAUCGACCUGGCCAUGGGCAAGAUGAUGGAGCAAGGACCGGUAUUGAUCAUCACCUUCCAGGCCCAGCUAGUAAUGGUGGUCAAGAACCCCAGAGGUGAAGUGGUCGAAGGUGACCCGGACAAGGUUCUGCGCAUGCUGUAUGUAUGGGCUCUCUGCCGAGACCAGGAUGAGCUCAACCCCUACGCUGCCUGGCGCCUCCUGGACAUCUCAGCCUCCAGCACAGAGCAGAUUCUCUGAGUGUGGCCCUGCCG